Molecule: messenger RNA, 1443 nt
Organism: Thelazia callipaeda (thelaziosis nematode)
Lineage: Eukaryota; Metazoa; Nematoda; Chromadorea; Rhabditida; Thelaziidae
Source: the annotation of a GenBank genome assembly
AUGAAUGAUAACGUUUAUCGAAAAGAGGAUAGUGUACGCCUAGCACCUUCUGUUUCUGAUAAAACAUGGCAUGGAACUCAUACUUUUGAUAAUAUUGAUUGCGGUAGUUGUGUUAGACAAAAUGGAGGGAGCAUGAAUGGUGAACAAAUGAGCAUAGCAGGAAGCAUUGUAAAACGAUGUUUGGCUAGCAAGGAGCUGCAACUGAUGCCUUGGUACCAUGGUAAUAUUACUCGAGAGCAUACUGAAAAAAUAUUGGCAAGACGAGCUGAUGGGACAUUUCUUGUUCGUGAUUCUACCAACUUUCCCGGCGAUUUUACAUUAUGCAUGGCUUAUAAUGGAAAGGUGGAGCAUUACAGAAUUUAUCAGUUAAAUGGUGUUCUAACAUGUGAUCAUGAAGAAAAUUUCGUGAAUUUGACACAAUUGAUAGCCCAUUACAAACGUGAUGCAGAUGGUUUAUGCCAUCGUCUCAUAACUCCUGUAAUCAGUGACAAUUACCGGAUUGCUAGAGAUUGCGUUUCUGUAGAAGAUCGUGUACGCCUUUUUCGUGAGGCCUCGUUGAUUAUCGGACGCAAUGAAAUACGACUUGGUGAUAUCAUUGGUCAUGGAGAAUUUGGUGAUGUACUUUUGGGGGAUUACGAAAGUCAAAAAGUCGCAGUCAAAGUUUUGAAACGAAGCGCUAUGGUACAAUCGUUAUUGGAUGAAGCGAAAUUUAUGAUUGGUCUGAAACAUGUAAAUUUGGUCGCCCUGCUUGGUGUUGUAAUUGAUGAUACCAGGGAAAUGUUUAUGGUGACGGAAUAUAUGGCAAACGGAAAUCUAGUCGAUUUUCUGCGUUCACGCGGACGCCAUCAAGUAGAAAAGUUACAACUGACUCAGUUUGCUCUUGAUAUCUGUGAAGGAAUGAAGUUUCUUGAAAUGAAGAGCGUAGUGCAUCGUGACCUUGCCGCAAGAAAUGUGCUGCUAGAUGAUGGAUUAACUGCAAAAAUAAGUGAUUUUGGGCUAGCAAAGUAUCAGAAUGACUGCGAGUAUGCAGAAAACGUUCUUAGCAAAUUUCCAAUCAAAUGGACUGCACCUGAAGCUCUUCGAUAUAGUGUAACUUUUUCUUCAACGGUUAAAACGAAGAAAUUUUCUACAAAAAGCGACGUGUGGUCAUUUGGAGUAUUGCUGUGGGAAAUAUUUUCUUAUGGCAGAGUGCCUUAUCCACGUAUUGAUAAUGUAGCAGGAUAUCGAAAGUUGAAAAAGUAUCAUUUUCAGCCAAUCCAAGAUGUCGUUAGGCAUAUCGAAAAAGGUUAUCGAAUGGAAUCACCAGAAGGAUGUCCGAGUGAGAUAUCACGUUUGAUGAAUGAUGUCUGGAUGCUGGAACCGUCUGCUAGACCUUCCUUUAGUACCGUAUUACAAAGGCUGAAACUUAUUUACGCAGAUAUUUCUUCUGUGAUUCACUCAUAA